Messenger RNA from Sesamum indicum (sesame), 1446 nucleotides. Its product is annotated as ferredoxin--NADP reductase, leaf-type isozyme, chloroplastic. The record is from RefSeq and is a predicted model, not a curated record. NCBI's taxonomy places the organism in Eukaryota, Viridiplantae, Streptophyta, Magnoliopsida, Lamiales, Pedaliaceae. Gene Ontology annotation, molecular function: oxidoreductase activity.
AAUACAUAAUCUUCUUUCUUUCCUCUUCUUCUUUAUCAGUUUUUCUCUUUCACCCUUCACUUAUUAUUAUCAUCUCUCUCCCUCCCUCUCUCUCUCUCUCUCUCUCUCUCAUUCUUGAUUUUCUUAGUUCAUGACAAACAUGGCUGCUGCUGUAAGUGCUGCAGUCUCACUGCCUUCCUCCAAGUCUACUUCUCUUGCAUCUAGAACCUCCAUUAUUUCUCCAGAAAGAAUCAAUUUCAACAAGGUGCCUUUGUACAACAGGAAUGUCUCGUUGGCCGGUAACAAGGUGGUCCCAAUCAGAGCCCAGGUAGCCACAGAGGCGCCUGCUAAGGUGGAGAAGGAGCACAAGAAACAGGAAGAAGGGGUAGUUGUCAACGUAUUCAAGCCUAAGGACCCAUACAUUGGCAGGUGCCUUCUUAACACCAAGAUUACCGGCGAUGAUGCCCCUGGUGAAACCUGGCACAUGGUCUUCAGUACUGAGGGGAAGCUCCCAUACAGAGAAGGGCAAUCAAUUGGGGUGAUCGCUGAUGGCGAAGACAAGAAUGGGAAGCCUCACAAGCUGAGACUGUACUCAAUUGCAAGCAGUGCCAUUGGUGACUUUGGAGACUCCAAGACUGUUUCUUUGUGCGUUAAAAGGCUUGUCUACCAAAACGAACAAGGGGAGACAGUUAAAGGAGUUUGCUCAAACUUUUUGUGUGACUUGAAACCGGGUGAUCCAGUGAAGAUAACAGGACCUGUGGGAAAAGAGAUGCUCAUGCCGACAGACCCUAAUGCUACCAUUAUAAUGCUUGCAACUGGAACUGGGAUCGCUCCUUUCCGUUCAUUCUUGUGGAAAAUGUUCUUUGAGAAGCACGAUGACUACAAGUUCAAUGGUUUAGCAUGGCUAUUCUUGGGUGUUCCCACAAGCAGCUCACUACUCUACAAAGAGGAAUUCGAGAAAAUGAAGGAGAGACAUGGAGAUAGCUUCAAUCUGGACUUUGCCAUUAGCAGAGAACAAACCAACGCCCAAGGGGACAAGAUGUACAUCCAGACUCGGAUGGCUGAGUACAAGGUCGAGCUGUGGGACCUGUUCAAGAAACCGAACACUUUCGUCUACAUGUGUGGGCUGAAGGGCAUGGAAAAGGGAAUCGACGAGAUAAUGAUCCCCAUUGCUGCUGAAGAAGGAAUCGACUGGAUAGAGUACAAGAAGCGGAUGAAGAGAGAUGAAAGAUGGAAUGUGGAAGUUUACUGAUUCUUGCUCAAUGUUCUUGUACAAAUAUCAGCCACCAUCAUCAUUUUCUCUGUGCUGAUGUAGAUAGGUAACUUUCUCUUGUAAUAUGUUUUGAAACUUUGUCUUCGUUCCCAUCAUCUGAAACAGUUUCCUGCUACUGCUCCUCCCAUGUUAAAAAUUUUAAGGCCAUGGUUCAGAGAAAAAAGGUUAAUAGUGAAGCAAAUUUUUGUCAAGUA